Messenger RNA from Zea mays, 580 nucleotides. RefSeq lists its product as uncharacterized. The transcript is spliced from 2 exons. The coding region runs from base 95 to 337 and encodes 80 amino acids. NCBI's taxonomy places the organism in Eukaryota, Viridiplantae, Streptophyta, Magnoliopsida, Poales, Poaceae. The record is from RefSeq and is marked provisional.
AUUCAAAAAAGAAGUAAACGGAAAGUCUUGUCUCAUCCACCUCCUCACGCCGGCAGGGCAGAGCAGAGCAGGUGCAGCGGAUCGACAUCGACCCAUGGAUUCUUCGGCCCUCAGCAAUCCGCGUCUCAUGGCGCUCAUUGAGGAGGAGAAAAAAAGGGCCAUGGCGAACGAGCUGGUGGCGAAGCUGACGUUUGUCUGCUGGGACAAGUGCGUGACGGGGAGCGUGGGGAGCAGCCUGAGCAGGAGCGAGACCUCGUGCCUGUCCAACUGCGCGAAACGCUUCGCCGAGGUGAAGAUGAUGGCCCUGCAGCGCUUCACCACUACCGGCCGCGGCUGAAGUCCCAACGGCCAACCACGCGCGCAAACGCAGGCAUCUCUCUCUCUCUCUCUCUCUGCCCCUGCGUGGACGGAGCAAUGUGUGUGUGUGGUGUGUCCUCUGGAGUGUGCCAUUGUUGGUGAGAUGGUAGAAAACUAGAAAGACAUGUCAAUGUAUCCUAUGCAUUUUUUUUGUUUAAGACGGUGUUAGAAUUAAGUUGAUUCUGAGAUGUUGAUGCAAGAAGUGGCUGCGGCUCUUCCGUUC